Messenger RNA from Heteronotia binoei (common prickly gecko), 2655 nucleotides. It is a transcript of the gene PARP9, whose product is annotated as poly(ADP-ribose) polymerase family member 9. NCBI's taxonomy places the organism in Eukaryota, Metazoa, Chordata, Lepidosauria, Squamata, Gekkonidae. Gene Ontology annotation, biological process: positive regulation of type II interferon-mediated signaling pathway; negative regulation of gene expression. Gene Ontology annotation, molecular function: transcription corepressor activity; ubiquitin-like protein ligase binding; NAD+ poly-ADP-ribosyltransferase activity. The record is from RefSeq and is a predicted model, not a curated record. The coding region runs from base 87 to 2426 and encodes 779 amino acids. The transcript has 9 exons. Gene Ontology annotation, cellular component: nucleus; cytoplasm.
CACAGUAGAGGAAUUCUGAUUAUAUUUCUAUUUUGUUUCCUCAGGCUCCCAGUUCUGAGACAACUGAAAAGAAUACAGAUAAUGGCAUGUCUGCGGAUGAAGAAAUCUUAACAGUUUGCAUCAGCAACAACCUUUAUGCAAUUCUUAAGAGAAGAGAGAACUAUCUAUGCCGUCUGCUUCAGAAGAAGUUUGGUUGCAUAACGGUCCUUAAAAGUAAAAGGAACCCCAUUGAAGUUUAUAGGAAUAACUUGAAAGAAGGAAUUGAAGUUUCAGUCUUAUUAGAUGACCUGACCAGACAUGAAGCCGAUGCUUUGGUGAAUGCAGCCAAUGAAAACCUACAUCAUUUUGGAGAUCUUGCAUUUGCCCUUCUGAAAACUGGUGGGCCAGAAAUUGAAAAGCAGUGCAAGCAUUUCAUUGAAAAGAAUGGACCUCUCCAUGCUGGCCAGAUUGCAGUCACUAGUGGAGGAAGACUGCCUUGCAAGCAAGUGAUCCAUAUAGUAAGCCCAAGAUGGUCCCAAGACCAGAGGGAAGAAUGUUGUCUUAGACUUGAAACAGCGAUUAUAAAUAUUCUGAAAUAUAGCAAUGCACCAGAAAACAAUAUCAAGUCGGUAGCCAUUCCUGCACUGAGCUCAGGAUUUUUCAACUUCCCACAGGAUUUAUGUGCUCAAGUGGUUGUCCAGACUAUAAAGAAUUUUAUUCAGCUAGCUCCAUUAUUUGGCUACUUGCAAGAAAUCCACCUUGUGAGCACUGAUGAGCCCACAGUUGAAAUAAUGAAAAGGGCUUGUGAAGAGCUGCUUGGGGUUAAUGACCUAGUGCCAUGGAAGGGAGCAUCAGAUUCCAUCAUAGUGAACAAUCUCUCCCUGCAGAUAAAAAAAGGGAAUAUAGAAAAUCAGCAAACUGCCAUUAUUAUCAACUCUGUGAUUGUGCAAGAUGAUCUUUCACAAGGAACCAUUUCAAGAGCAAUUCUAGAAAAAGCUGGUCUACCUUUGCAGGAGCAAUUUCUUUCUGAAUUACAGAAACUUCCAGCGGAUUGCUCUAAACUGGUAUGCACCAAAGGGUACAACAUCGCCUGUGAGUUUGUACUCCAUGUGAUAUGGCCUUCUCAGAAUGAGGGCAACACACAGCAGGCACUAAAAGCAGCUGUUUCUAAAAGCCUUCUCAAGACUCAGGAGCAGCAAUUUCCCUCCAUUUCUUUUCCUCCUCUUGGACUUGAAGAUCUACAUUUGCCAAAGGAUGAAGUGGCAGAUAUAAUGGUAGAGCAAAUAAUACGCUUUGCAAAAGAACAUCCUGGGGAAAAGCCAGAUGUAUAUAUUGUAAUUUCACCCACUAACGAUGAUGUUUAUGAGGCUUUCUGUACUAAGGUUAUGUCAAUCAAAAAUGAAGAAAGAAUGGACUGCUGCAGUAUGGAUGCUAUGGAAGUACAGACUGACAUGCAAGCCAAUGCAUUUCCUGAAAAAAAUGGACCGUUUGUAGAACUCAUUGGAUGUAAUCGUGAAACCUUAGAGGAAGCAGGACUUUGGCUGAAGAACAUAAUACAGGUUGAGGACACACAUCAAAUUGUUAUAAGAAAUUAUAGCCAUCUAAACUUUGGACAGAGUCAGCCUGUUGAACUGUCCCAUCUGCAACAACAUUUUGGCAUCACUGUACUGGAGAGUUUGACUAGAGAGGGGUCAGCAUUAGAGAUUGAAGGUCCUCCUCAAGCUGUGAUUGAUGCAACAUUUGCCAUUGAAUUCAUGCUACAGAAUACAACUGACCAAGAACGCCUGAGGGCAGAUGGACAUUUGGGGAAUGAUCUUCAUCAAGAAGGGUGCGCAGAGGUGGCAAGCAAAUACUGUUUCCAAGUUAUUCCAAUAGAGUCGUAUCUCCAAGAAUUCAAAGACAAAGAAAAACAGCUUGAAAAAUCUGGUCUCCGUGUUCUCAAGAUAGAGAAAAUAUAUAAUCCUGUCUUGGAAUCUGCUUUCCAAAGGAUUAAAAGAAAAGUAGAAGGAAAAAACAGUGGAAGGCCAGUAACGCACAGGUUAUACCAUCAUGUUCCAGCUCAAUAUUGCAGUCUGGUCUGCAAAACUGGAUUUCAGACAACCUAUUCCACUUCACAGGACCAGAAGUACGGAGCUGGCAUCUAUUUUAACAAGAAUCCCAGGAACCUUGUGGCAGAUACCAGGGAAAAGUGUGAAAUGGACCACCUGCUCUGUGCAUUUGAAGCAGAGGUUGUAACGGGCUUAUUCACUAGGGGCAAUCGAAGCUAUGUAGUACCACCAUUAAUUAAUGCAAGCGGAAUGAAACUCUAUGACAGUGUAGUUGACGAUAUUCACAACCCUGAAAUCUUUGUCAUUUUUAAUAGGGAACAGGCUCUGCCUCUGUAUUUGUUGACUUGUUCCCUGAUUUGGAAUCCAGGGCAGAAGACAAAUUUGGAGCCAUCAGCCUAGAAAAUAUGAGACCUCAGAUUUCAUCAGAAUGUGGGCACUGGGCAAUGUCUGUGUAUUUAGACGACAUCUACAGAUGGCAGCCUUUCAAUGUAGUGAGAAAUCUUGCUAUGAAAUGAUUUAAAUUAUCCUAAUUGCUUAGUGAGCAGCUUCAGCAAAGGAAGUUUAAAACCAUGUCAUUUUAUUUACAACAGAACUGCACUGACAAUUGUAAAAUAAAAUACCAACUUCA